Pygoscelis adeliae (Adelie penguin) is the source of this 3240-nucleotide messenger RNA. RefSeq names its product hyaluronan binding protein 2 (gene HABP2). Bases 1 to 1611 code for a protein of 536 amino acids. Gene Ontology annotation, biological process: blood coagulation; proteolysis. NCBI's taxonomy places the organism in Eukaryota, Metazoa, Chordata, Aves, Sphenisciformes, Spheniscidae. The record is from RefSeq and is a predicted model, not a curated record. Gene Ontology annotation, molecular function: calcium ion binding; serine-type endopeptidase activity. The transcript has 12 exons.
AUGUCUAAUUUAAUUUCAUAUGAGGCUGACGACUACGAGUACUACGAUGAGUACACACAAAUGGAGCAGGAUCCUUUCCGCCAGCAGCAGCCCUCAGAGGACCCUGACUGGUUUGAGGCAUAUUUUGGCUACAGCGAUACCAGAAAAGCAGACCCAUGCUCCUCCAGCCCCUGCAAGAACAACGGUAGGUGUGAAAACAGAGGAAGAAGCUUCAGCUGUCUCUGCCCCAAGCCGUAUGCUGGGACUACGUGCGAGAAAGUGAAGGACAUGUGUUUGGAGAAGAGGUGCCGCGGGGGAGACUGCCUGAUUACAUUAACCCCACCUUAUUUUCAGUGCAGCUGCAAUCACCCCUACAUGAUGCCCGACUGCCAACAAGCAUCUUCACCGUGCAGACCAAACCCGUGCAAAAAUGGAGGUACCUGCAUACGGCACAGAAUCAGAUCGAAAUUCACCUGCAAGUGCCCCGAACCUUUCAGAGGGAGAUUCUGUGAGAUCGGACUGGAUGAUUGUUAUGAAGAGGCCUCCUCUACGUACAGAGGAAGAGUGAACCAAGCAGUGAAUGGCAAGACCUGCCUGCACUGGAAUUCCCAUAUUCUCUUGGACUACCCUAUUAAUGCCUUUAUGGAGGAUGCUAACUCUUACGGCAUUGGUGAACAUAACUUCUGCAGGAAUCCCGAUGAGGAUGAAAAACCCUGGUGCUACAUCAGAAAAAAUCACAAAGUGGAAUGGGACUUCUGUGAUGUUUCACCCUGCUCAGGAACAGCUGAAGAGAGCCCAUGGCCAACAGACAGCCCAACAGACCCACCUGUAUCAAAUGAAAUAUUCGAAACAUGUGGACAACCAGAAAUUCAAAGGACACUCAAGAGGAUCUAUGGUGGAGCUAAGACUACAGCUGGCAAACAUCCCUGGAUGGCAUCUCUGCAGAUAAAGACUUCAAAAAGGAGCAGACAUUUCUGUGGUGGAGUGCUAAUUAAAGCAUGCUGGGUUCUUACUGCUGGGCACUGCAUUGACCAACCAGCAGAAAAUCUCCAAGUAGCCCUUGGAAAGCAAGACCUCAAGAAGAGAGAGCAUCAAGAGCAAAUAUUUGAUGUGGAGAAGAUCAUCGUACAUUACAAAUACAUACAGAAGGACGAUGUCCCACACAAUGAUAUUGCCCUACUUAAAUUGAAGCCAGUUGAUGGUCACUGUGCAGUGGAAACGAAGUAUGUGAAAACAGCAUGUCUGCCUAAUUUCUUCCUUCCUGUUGGGACUGACUGCUUCAUUUCUGGAUGGGGCACAACAGAGACAGAUGAAGUAUCCCGUCAGCUGUUAGAUGCCAAUGUCAAGCUGAUUUCGCAAAGGAAAUGCAAUGCACCCAGAUCAUACGAUCACAUACUGGAUGAAAGCAUGUUUUGUGCAGGAAAUCUUCAGAGACCCAGAGCCGAUUCUUGUCAGGGAGACUCCGGAAGCCCACUAACUUGUGUAGAAAAUGGCUCCUACUAUGUGUAUGGCCUUGUGAGCUGGGGUGAUGGCUGUGGGUUAAAAAACAAGCCAGGAGUUUAUACUCAGGUGACAACAUUUCUCAGUUGGAUUAAAUCCAAAAUUCGGUCUGAGUCAAGGUCACUUCAUUAGGAGACAGCUUUGGAAUGACAAAUGGUAAGCUUGAGAUAUUUACUUAUUUUUAUCAUUUCCCCAAAUGCCUUCUCUUCAACCAAAAACGUUAUUGAUAUUUCGUCAUGGCCUACAUGGGGCAUCCUUCAUCACCAUCUUGAAAAUAGCCUUAGAGCGUUUGCUAGAAUGUCAGUGACAGUUUUCCUGUUGGGGUCUUUGAAAUAAGCCCACAUUUUGUAGGCAAAACAGAUCAGAAAGCAAAGCAGCUCCAGUUCUUCCCCAAAUCAAUCAGAACCACACUUGCCAAUAUUUCCAGUUUUGCUUUUCAAGCCCUGAAAAUUCUGCAGGCUCAGCUGCUGCCACCCUUUCCCUCUUACCCUCAUGCCCCUGGCUAAGGUGUGUUUUUUCUGCACUCAUCGGACCCUGACACCUCAAAGCUAUUGGUGUGCGCUCCUAAAGCCAGUGCCGUUUUUCACAUACAUAAAAAUCAUCAUGUACCUAUGUUUUCAAGACUGCGGUCAUUGGAAUUAUCUGAGGAGGGAGGAUCAGGCAGGAGAAGUAUUUUUAAAAGCAUAUCUGUAGGGCAAAUAACCACAAAUUCCAUCAGUGAUGCAUUCCAGAUUAAAAAAGCAAAAAAAUUCACUAUUAGAAUUAGCCACUUUAUUCCUGAUUAGAGGAUAAUUACUUAUUAUGCUCCAGAUCUACAAUGGUAUAUAUGGGCUUAACUUCAAUUCAUACCAGUGAGAUGUAGGGGAUAUUAAAUACCAUUUAAAAAAUGGGUCUAAAGCUGUUGGAUAAUUCUUGGGUUUUCACAAGUUUUGCAAGUCAAAUUGUAUAUUUUUCCCAACGAUUCUGCAACCCUAUACAGAAAUUUGAAAAACAGGAUAUUGGUAUUAAAUCAGGAUAUAAAGAAUAGACAUGUUUGUGAAGAGUCAAUUUUUUAAAAUAGUAAUGUCCGUUUCAUCUGAAUUCCGGGGUUUACAACCUUCUCUAAGCAGUUACCUAAUCUAUCAAUAGCUGCCCCUAUUGCCAUAUUUUCUAACAAACUAAUUCUGAUUUUUUGCUUUGGAAGAUUUGAAAAAGACUGAAGAACUAAUUGUGAUCUGAGUACAUCCUGUUAAUCAAGAACAAAUUCUCUGAUGUCUGCUAAAAGGCAUGCCCUUGGUUAGUCAAUGAUAACUUUGCUUCCACUGGCCUUUGUCUUGUUCAUCUGUUAAACCACCUGAAUCACGCUUUUGUAUUCUGUUAGGUCAAUGGUGCCAAUAAUCCAAGAACAUAAAAAUCUCCAAAGAUUACAAGUAUGGAAUAAGAUUCAUCUGAUUUAUUCAUUACAAAUUAUUUUAUAUUCUACCAAUCAGGUUCAUUCAUCUGUAGUAUAAAGCUGAGCCUGCCAGUCACCUACUACUAAUUUCAUUUACAGCUUUUAAUAAAUAUCAGAUUCUGUAAUACAUACAGUGAUAAAAUAUCCACACAAAAAUAGAAAGAUGUUAUAAAUGCAAUGUUUAGGCUGCUUUUUAAAACAAAAAGUUCUUAGAUGCUUUCUGUUGUUCUUCCCAGAAAACUGGAAAAGCUACAGGAUUUGCAGGACAAGAUGAAAAUCUAUUUGUGUUAUGUCAUGUUUCUGUUUACUUCUGAUACAGCUGCAUUUUC